This is a messenger RNA of Cimex lectularius (bed bug), 589 nucleotides long. RefSeq lists its product as uncharacterized. The transcript has 2 exons. The record is from RefSeq and is a predicted model, not a curated record. Bases 48 to 536 code for a protein of 162 amino acids. Lineage: Eukaryota; Metazoa; Arthropoda; Insecta; Hemiptera; Cimicidae.
GCUUCCAAAACAAAAGGUUCGAGUAUCAGUUCGUCAACAGCCGAAACAUGAAGUUGUUCAUCGUUCUCUGCCUCGUAGCCGCAGCAGUCGCCGAAGCCCCCAACGACCAGAGGAGCUUCUACUUCGUCGUCUCUCCCAAGCCGACCGAGAUGAGCGAUUUGGCCAAAGUGACCGAGGAAGUGAUGGCGCGGCUUAAGGCCCAGCAGGGAUCGGAUUCCGGUGAAUAUCACGUCUACCUUCCUGAUGGAAGGCUCCAGAAAGUUCGGUACACGACGGCUCCCCUCAAACAGGCAGACGAACAACAAGCGAAACCAUUCGCCCCUGCACCACUCCCAGCCAAACUUCAAGCUUUCCAACCGACUUACUUCGUGAAACAAGUCGCACCUAUGACCGAAGCGUAUAAAAUGGAAGAGAAGCCGACCAACUUUGUCGCCAGUGUGAAGUACACCGACGUCAAACCCCUUUCAGGACCCGUGUACGCUUACAACCCCGAACCACUCGUUCGCCUCGUCCGCUACGCUCCCGUCUACCAAUAAAUGUAAUUAAUUAUUUAUUCCAACAAGAGUGAAAUAAAAGACAUCAAAUGAAA